AUGGAGAAAAGUGAAGGCGGGGGGGAUUUGAAUUUCCCUCCGAAAACGAAUCAAUCGGAGGUGGCGGAGGCGACGACGGAUUUCCCGGCGGCAAAAAAGCUCGCACGGCAGCUGGAUUUUAACAUCGUUGGUGGCGGUAGUCAGCCGGCGGCAGUGACUCCGGUGGUUUUACCGGAACACCCUCAGCGGCCAGUUGUGGUGCAGAUUCAUCAGCCCCCGCCGCCGGCCCCGCCAUCGCCAAUACAGUCGCCGCCGCAACAACAACCACCACCACCACCAUUAAUUCCGGCGAUGCAGCAUUCUCAUGGUGCAAUUGUUCAUCAACAAAAUUUAAGACCUGUGAAACCAGAAUCCCCGAAGUCCCGACCAAGACCGAAUGCCGAAGUAAAAGAUGGUACCCCGAAGAAGCAAAAGCAGUGCAAUUGUAAACACUCACGAUGCUUGAAAUUAUAUUGUGAAUGUUUCGCUUCGGGAAUAUAUUGCGAUGGUUGCAACUGUGUCAAUUGUCAUAACAACAUUGAAAACGAGCCUGCUAGAAGAGAUGCAGUCGAAAGUACUUUGGAACGUAAUCCGAAUGCAUUUAGGCCUAAAAUUGCCAGCAGUCCUCAUGGAAACCGUGAUAAUAGGGAAGAGGCCGGGGAAGUUGUAGUGCUGGGAAAGCAUAACAAAGGAUGCCAUUGCAAAAAGUCGGGAUGCCUGAAGAAAUACUGUGAGUGUUUUCAAGCCAACAUUUUGUGCUCGGAAAAUUGUAAAUGCAUGGAUUGCAAGAAUUUUGAGGGAAGCGAAGAACGGCAGGCACUUUUCCAUGGAGAUUCUGCCAAUAACAUAGCGUAUCUUCAACAGGCGGCAAAUGCUGCCAUCACCGGUGCUAUUGGAUCCUCUGGUUAUGGUUCACCACCUGUAUCCAGGAAAAGAAAGGUCCAAGAACUUUUUUUUGGUGGGCCCGCUGCAAAAGAUACGUCUUUUCACAGGAUUGCGCAGUUUCAACAGACAAAUCAUGUCAAAGUUUCUGCUCCUUCCUCUUCAUGGCCUUCUGUUCCUGGUGCUCGUGUUGCUAACAAUGCGUCCGUGGGUCCAUCCAAAUUUAUGUACCGGUCUCUUUUAGCGGAUCUUAUUCGUCCAGAUGAUAUGAAGGAGCUUUGUGCUGUUUUGGUGGCGUAUACGAGCGAAGCAGCCCGGGUGCUUUCAGAUGAGAGAAAUGUGAAAGAAAAGAUGACAAACAACGGAGAAAGCACUCUCACAUCAUCAUCCAUUGAUCGGCUACAGAGCCCAAAGGAACCCAAUGCCCAGAAAGCUGUGGCUGAUGAAUCUUUAAGCGGGAUUCAGGCCGAAAACCCCGGCCUAGAUGAGUCAGGUUCAGAUGGUUCGAGAGGGAGGCCAAUGUCUCCAGGAACUUUAGCCCUGAUGUGUGAUGAACAAGAUACGGUUUUUAUCAAUUCCGGUUCUAAUCUAUUAGUGAAUAAUCAUGGUUCGGCUACAUAUGGUCAUUUGCCGAAUGGCCAAGUAAUUACAGAAAGUUAUGCUGAACAAGAGAAGAUGGUGCUGACAGCGUUUCGAGAUUGUCUUAACAAACUCAUCACUUUAGGAGAAUUAAAAGAAACACAAUGUUCUUCGUUGGCGAGAAGUGAUUCUGGGGGUCAAAGUCAAAUGGAAGCAGUCGAAAACCCUACUACAAAAGCUCGUUGGGAUCCUUUCGUCAACGGUUUCCCAAGGUCAGCAGCCCUACCCACAACAAACCCAUCUCAAAAUAACGAUAACUACACACAUUUGAAAAUCCCGUUUCAUGCCGAAAAUGGAGAUUUGAAACUAAAACCCGAAAAAGAUGUGUAACAAUGAGAAGUAUUUUCUGUAUUAUUAGGCGAUCAGUUUUUUCUUCGAUGCAACGGCCAAUUAUGCUUCGAUUCACCAUUGUCGAAAACUAACCGAUUACUCUAUUCAUUUACCAUAGUAUUUGAUCAAGUUCUGGAGU
Molecule: messenger RNA, 1969 nt
Organism: Cynara cardunculus var. scolymus (artichoke)
Lineage: Eukaryota; Viridiplantae; Streptophyta; Magnoliopsida; Asterales; Asteraceae
Product: protein tesmin/TSO1-like CXC 6
Exons: 8
Coding region: 1-1830 (609 amino acids)
Biological process (GO): regulation of DNA-templated transcription
Cellular component (GO): nucleus
Source: RefSeq, a predicted model, not a curated record